Molecule: messenger RNA, 3004 nt
Organism: Pyricularia grisea
Lineage: Eukaryota; Fungi; Ascomycota; Sordariomycetes; Magnaporthales; Pyriculariaceae
Exons: 4
Coding region: 319-2082 (587 amino acids)
Biological process (GO): silent mating-type cassette heterochromatin formation
Cellular component (GO): SHREC complex; rDNA heterochromatin
Source: RefSeq, a predicted model, not a curated record
GUGCUUGAGGUCCCCAUAAUCAAAGGUCGGAGUCGUCAAUUAAACGCACAAACGGUAUCUGACUUUCGACUCACAGCCGAUAGCUUGAUUCAUCAUCUUGGGGACCCAGCGGGAGCCGUGGUAGGCUUCACCCUGCACGGGAAAGACUGGCGUCUCAAUUCGAUCCCUUGACUGCCUCGUGCCCCAUCGUGUCGACACGCAGUCGGAGGGCAUUGCUUUGGAUAUAAAGAGGCUCGAAUCUGCGAGGCCAGCCAGCCCGCCGAGUGAAAGAAAAAGAACUUGAUCCAGUGACAGCCUUAAUAUCCAGACCUGUUCCAGAUGGCGUCGUCCCAAGGCCCCGUUUCGUCCACGGGGGCAAAACUGGGUGCCAAAACAUCCAAGGCCAUGCCGAGGGUACCAACAAAGUCGUAUACUGAGAUGCUGUUCGAAUUCAGUGAUGGCAAAGGCUACGAUAUUGGCUCCAUCCAGGCAGCGGAGAACAACACAAAAAUUACACUUGACCCGGAGUACCAGAUGAGGUGGGAGAUCACGCUUGGUGCCGCUAUCAAGCAACAAUGCGGAAGUAUUACAGACAGAACACACUACAUUGCCCGCAUUCCCAAGGGCUUUACGCUGAUCUUCGAUCCGAAGAAAGGGGAACGCCAUGUUGUCGGACACCCAGGCGGCAUGGGGAGGGACUUUUGGUAUCAUAAUGUCGGAGAAUUCGCACCUCAUGCACUCUGGCUUGCAGCACCUGCGCCCUACGACCGCUCAAAAUGCUCGUGCGAGCCGUGUAAGAAGAUGCUGGGGAAACCAAAAGCCAAGGAGUCCAAGAAGCCGGCACCAAAACGCAAGCAGCCCGCCGCUACUACCCCCAACAAUACCGCCUCCCGCCCAUCAGCAACUACUACAACCAUCCCUACUACGACUCCAGCCGCGGCAACUGCUGCCAAUGCCGUCAGUGCCGCAAGUGCUGCCGCCGCAGCGACCGCUACAGCUGCUCCUGCUGCUGUUGCUGUUGCUGUUGCUCCCCAGGUAUCAGCAGCCCCCGCCGAAAAGCCUGUUGCUGCGGUACCAGCCAAACCUCCAGUCAAGCCAGCCCCCAAGCCAGUCGUCGCCAGGCCACCAACUCCUCCCCCACCCGUGGACGACCAUUCAAUUUACCGGGCCGGGGAAGUUGUUUGGUAUGGCACCCAGACGGGCAUCUGGCGCAUUGGGCUCAUUCUGUCGCGCGCACGCGAGACCACUGAGACAGACACGUGGGUCGUCGCGCCUUUAGGCCAUAAGAUACUCAAUCAAGAAAGCAGCGUCAAACCGGCGGCACAGAUGCGACCUUUCCACGCCUUCAGCCUGCCGGGUAUCGACAUCCCGGAACUGCAGGAGAGUGCGUUUGCCGAGAUUGACUGGCCUGACUUUGUCCACCGGUACGCGGGCAACAACGCCCACAAGCAGCAGCUGGUGGGCCUGGAGGCUUCCAAGAUGGCGGCUAGGGAUGUCAACGUCUCCUUCUCCACUUUCAACAGACUUGGGGCCAUCACUCCCGAUGGCCGACGUGGAUCAUAUGGUGGCAUAUUCCUUGGUCCGGAAAUGAUACGUGUGGGUGAUGCUGUCAGGGUUACACGUCUCAUCGGAGAGCAGGAUGGAAGCCCGGAUAUUAUGGAGAUCAAGCAUAUUGUGGACGACGAAGACUGUCUGCAACCCAAGUUUCACGGAGACGUCUGGCGUUCGCAAAUCGUUCCACUCGAGGCGCCAGAGCAGAGCUGCCAGCCGCAAGGCGUCGACCUCGUGCGCCAGAUCCAGAUCACGAACGAGGUCCUGCCACACCAGGGUGGACGUUUGGACUGGUUUCUGAUAGAGACGGACGCCGAAAGGGUUGAAGCUGACGUACGUGGCCGAUUUUAUGUCACUUUCGACUUGCUCCCGGACGUUAAAGCUAGCUUGAUGGAAGGCAACCCAUUCGACGACGGCACUCAGCGCGUCAAUGCGCGGCUGAGGCCUGACAAGCCUUUCUACAUUGGUCGCAAGGAGAACAGAAGGGCCACGUUUGGGGACUCGGCGUCCCUCGACAUGCUGGACCUUGGGCCUAAUGUAGUGGAGGGCUAGGGGAAUUUAUUAUUUAGCGCUUUCUGGGAUUGACUAUCGGUCCUUGCCAAAAGUUAGAAAACAACCACCUCACAAGGGCGGUUUCAUUGAGCCGCACGUGGCGAAUUCACCAACUAUCUAGAACGCCCCAUUCUGUGAGAAACCUGAGUUUAUGUGCUCGGGGGAGAAACAUAGCCAAUGAGAUUUCUAAGCAAGCUACGCGUAUAUCAGCACUUGCAAUACACAGCCAUCUUUUUGGAUAUACCUUGGUUCCUGCUCGACCUAUUUAGAGAGACUGUUCGAUCAGAUAUGUGUGCUUGUCAGGUGGGAAACUAAUGCUACCUAGUGCUAGUCUAGUAUUGAUCACGCAACACAAUAGGAAUUCUCGUUAUAGCGCCUGGGCCUUCUGGGUUAUACAUCAAAAAGUACAAACCUGUCUGCACUUGGCACCAAAAGGAAAGCGGAUAACACAGUGGCACAAAGGUGUCUGCUCUUACUUCUCCUAAACGCAACCAUGGAAGCACAUGGGGGAAACCCCCCCAACGGUCCUUUGUUCUCAUGCCAUUCUUACUUCUUCUUUUUUCUUUUUCUUUUCUUGGCCUACACAAAGGCUGGCGUCGCUCAAGGCGGUCGACACAUUUAACCCACCAACCGGGAACGUAGUAUCGGGCAGUCCCACGAACUAUAAUCGGAACAGGUCGGGCCCGUCCAACGGCGUUGCGGUCUUUUAUAGUUUUACAGUUCAAUAAAGAGAAAACGAUGGAGGGGAAAGUAGGGGUGUGUGCACUAGGAAACUAAGAGAGCAAAGUAAAAUAAUCAUCAAAAUUAAUGAUAAAGAGAGAGUGUGAGAAAGAGAAAAAAAAAAAGAAAUACGCCGGAAGACAAUCGAGCCAGUCGUCGCGCUAGCCUAGACAGCUUUCUAGUCACAAUAACCGGACAGCCU